UCCAGCAACAACAUGCUGUACCCCAAGGAGGACAAGGAAAACCGGAUCCUGCUCUACGCCUGCCGUAACUGCGACUACCAGCAAGAGGCCGACAACAGUUGUAUCUACGUCAACAAGAUCACGCACGAAGUGGACGAGCUCACGCAGAUCAUCGCCGACGUCUCCCAGGACCCCACGCUGCCCCGCACCGAGGACCACCCCUGCCAGAAGUGA
Molecule: messenger RNA, 213 nt
Organism: Balearica regulorum gibbericeps (East African grey crowned-crane)
Lineage: Eukaryota; Metazoa; Chordata; Aves; Gruiformes; Gruidae
Source: RefSeq, a predicted model, not a curated record